Molecule: messenger RNA, 1571 nt
Organism: Nematostella vectensis (starlet sea anemone)
Lineage: Eukaryota; Metazoa; Cnidaria; Anthozoa; Actiniaria; Edwardsiidae
Product: SWI/SNF-related matrix-associated actin-dependent regulator of chromatin subfamily B member 1
Exons: 5
Coding region: 25-1227 (400 amino acids)
Biological process (GO): regulation of transcription by RNA polymerase II; chromatin remodeling
Cellular component (GO): nuclear chromosome; nucleus
Molecular function (GO): transcription coregulator activity
Source: RefSeq, a predicted model, not a curated record
UCGCCACAUUUCCAUUCAUUCAACAUGGAGACUGAAAGUGCAGAACCAUUUAUUUUCAACGGCAAAAAGCCAGAAAUAUUCCAGCUUGAGCCAACAGGCGAAUUUUAUAUGAUUGGUAGCGAGGUUGGGCAUUAUUUGGGGCUUAUGAAAGGAGCUUUAUACAAGCGUUUUCCUUCUCUGUGGCGACGAAUUCCAACACUAGAAGAACGGAAAAUCAUCCUCUCACUGGACAUCGGUUACACGAGUUUGUCCAAUUCAAACAUCAUGUUAGUGAAAGCCUCUGAAGUAGAUGAAAUAAUUAAAGGGGCAGGAACUAAAUACAGGGACAGGCUCCCAGAUUCGCCGGCUUUGGCUGUUCAAAGAGGUUUUUCUACUGGGAAACGGACAAAUCAGAGCUUAGCGAGUCGAUUUCAGGUGUCGUCGUUUUCACGCGAAACUAUCCAUUCUUCUGUGCAGCACUUGAACGCAGUUUCGUACCAGUCUAGAAUACAACAGAUUUCAGCUGGUAAGAAGUACAGUGUAACGGAGAGGGAGAAACUCAGAAGGAAGAUUCUUCCAAUAAGCUAUGAUGAUCAUGACAUGGGUGCUAUACACGAAGCUGCUGCCCAGCCAGAGGUUUUGGUCCCUAUACGUCUGGAUGUAGAUAUAGAAGGACAAAAACUCAGAGAUACUUUCACUUGGAACAAAAAUGAGACACAGAUAGCACCAGAGACGUUUGCUGAAGUCCUCUGUGAUGACCUUGACCUCCCUCCCAGCUCGUUCGUCCCUGCCAUCGCCCAGGCUAUUAGGCAACAGGUCAAGCAGUAUGACGUGGAGCCGGAGAUCGCACUGACAGAGCAGAAAGACCAGAGAAUCAUCAUUAAGCUAAACAUCCAUGUUGGUAAUAUCUCCCUUGUGGAUCAAUUCGAGUGGGACUUAUCAGAGCCCCAAAAUAGUCCCGAGCAAUUCGCGUUAUCACUGUGUUCGGAUCUGGGCCUAGGCGGAGAGUUCGUGACUGCAGUUGCAUACAGCAUUCGAGGUCAACUCAGCUGGCAUCAGAAGACGUACGCAUUCAGCGAGGCUCCCCUACCCAAGGUUGAUAACCCUGUGCGGUCUGGCCCAGAUAUUGAUAACUGGGGGCCGUACCUUGAGACGCUGACAGACGCAGAGAUGGAGAAGAAGCUGAGAGACCAAGACAGAAACACAAGGCGAAUGCGUCGACUGGCCAACACAGCCCCUGUCUAUUGAAACAAAUACCCAUAGAGUAGUGUAAAUAGCUGUAGAAACUAUAGUCUUAUAUGUUAUGUAGUAUCCCAUCUCCAACGAGUCAAGCCAACUGGAAAAGUGAAGGUGAGGAAGUAAGGAGGUUAAGGGGUUGUUUGGGGUGUUUGGAAGAACCACCCAACUCGACUGGAAGGUCCGCUCAAAUAAAAGCGAAGUACUGUGAACUAGGCGGAGACCGUUUUUCUUAAUUACUAAAGUCCCACCCCUUCCUCUUUGAAAGUCAAAAACAAUUUAUGUUCACAUGAUACAGGAUUCGUAAGUUAAGUUUGAUAUCGAUUCGAUCUGAAAUAAAAUCGGAAAUAAAUGUU